CCGGACGUGGCUUGCAGUCUGACGACGAACAGGAGCAUGCCGUCGCUUGACAGGGUGGCCCAGGUCCUCAACAUGGCCGCAGACCAGCCGGCGACAGCUGCUGGCAUCAGCAGCAGCAGCAGUAGCAGCGGCAGCAGCAUCAGUAGUAGCGGCAGUGGCAGCAGCCAUUUCAGCUGCCUGCACCUCACAGAGGUCAAUGUCAGCCAGGACGCUGCGGGCUCGGAGGCGGAGGUCCUCCACUACCUGAGGCCGCGCGGGCCCCUGGCGCGGCUGGCGGCGCGGUGCCAGCGGGUAAAGCUCGCGUACCUGGACGCAUCAAAGGAAGUCAGCACCCGGGCCGUCUGCGCUGUGGUGCAGCUGCUUGGGCUGCCAGAGGUACUUGUCCUGCGGCAUGGCAGGUUCCGUCUUCGCCCUGCGCCGCUGACGUCGAGCCUGCAUGAGGCCAGAUGCCACGACAGCACUGAGGCAGCAAUGCGGGCGCUGCUGCCGCCGCUAGCAGCGCCGCUGCGGCUCGAGGCUGCCACCCCAGAGGCCGUGUUGCGGGAUGUGGUGGAGCGGCUAUGGCUGGCGAGGGUGGCCCCAGGGGCGGAAGCCGACAUUGUCGCAAGUGGGGCCACAAACAUGGAAGCCAUCUUGAAGAUGUUUCACAUCACCGAAACCAUUGUCAUGCUCCGUGGCGUGGCGCCGCCGCCGGGCGGGCUUCACCCUGGACGCAAGGCCAUGGCGGCUUGGCUGGACGAGCUGUGCGGCGUGCCUGCACCAGCAGCCGCUGCUGCCGGCAGGGCGGCGGACGCAGGGCCGUCCGCUGCAGCUGCAGAUUUGGACUGCGAGUUGGGCGAUGGGACCUCCACGGGCCUGCUUCGCCAUCUUGCAUUCUGCACCCCCGGCGCCAUCGUGCCCUGCGCAAGUGCGGCGCUGGUGCCGUGCUGCUCGACCGCGGACGCAGCAGCGCUGGUAGCCGCGGUCAUGGCCGCGCCGGGUGCUGCCGGCCUUGCAACGGCAGAGGGCGCCGGUGGCAGCUGCGUGCUCGAGGCAGCCGCCCUCCCGCCCGACCGGACGGAGGCCAUGACGACCGGACUCUUCAGCUGCGCUGAAGAGAUCUUGCAGCUAUCCGUGCUGCAGGUGCUCAUGGACUUGUGGAACGGCUGGCAGGACGCCGCUGCGGGCGGUAGCACAGACGGCGGCCAGGCUGACGGCUUGCCUGGAGUUGACGGCAGCGGCCCCGGCAUGCACCACGGCUUAAAUGCUGCUGGAUUGAGUAUGCUGCAGCGUCUGUUGGACCUGGAUGUUGCGGUGGAUAAGAUGCUCCGGGUAGCACCCCAGUAGCAGGAGGUUGUCCAACGCAGGGGUUCAACACGUUGCAUUGCUGCACGGUGCAUGCGGAUUGAAGGUGGAGGAGCUAGGUGUGGUGUGGGGGCGUGGAGGAGUAAUGCCGUAACGCAUACCCAUGUUAGUAUGUUUGUCCUUGGCAGCCGUUAAGCAUGUCAGAUUGCAGGGUGUCACGCAGGUUUGGAGUGCGGAUGUGAUUUACGGUACCGAAGCAUGGGGAGCACGUGAGUGGACCAUGCCUUUUAGUUCUAUGACUUCUAGUCCUAACUAGUGCUUGAUCUCUGGGUACAUGCACUGGGGGAAACUCGGGCGUUGGAAACCCUAGAAUAGCCAAUGCGUGUGUGCGCAGUGCGUAGGUGUAGGGGCUGCUGAUGCAUGUGUAAGCGAAGGCAGGAAGUGCAAGGAAGAGCUAAAGGGGGCUUGUACAAUGUCCCGCCUCUUAACUUACGCUUAACUUGCUGAGCUUGGGCGAGCAGGCUGGGAAGGUGCAAGUGACUGGAUGGGAAGGCGCCGAGCGACUGCAAGGCGUGCUGAUGACAUCAUUGAAUUGCA
Molecule: messenger RNA, 1881 nt
Organism: Chlamydomonas reinhardtii
Lineage: Eukaryota; Viridiplantae; Chlorophyta; Chlorophyceae; Chlamydomonadales; Chlamydomonadaceae
Exons: 2
Coding region: 37-1326 (429 amino acids)
Source: RefSeq, a predicted model, not a curated record